Molecule: messenger RNA, 1270 nt
Organism: Ailuropoda melanoleuca (giant panda)
Lineage: Eukaryota; Metazoa; Chordata; Mammalia; Carnivora; Ursidae
Product: thyroid receptor-interacting protein 11-like
Biological process (GO): endoplasmic reticulum to Golgi vesicle-mediated transport; Golgi organization
Cellular component (GO): Golgi apparatus
Molecular function (GO): small GTPase binding
Source: RefSeq, a predicted model, not a curated record
GAGGACAAAGACAUGCGUCUCACCUCCCUGACUGCCGAAAAUCAUCAUCUGAAAGAAGAACUGGAGCGCCUGAGACAACAGAGUCUCCCUGUCCCUGUGGUUGACCCUAAAAUCCUCGAACUGGAGUGUGAAGUCUUCCAACUCAAUGAGUUAAAAGAUGACCUCGAGGAGGAAAUAAAGGAACAACAGAAGAUCAUUCACAACCAGCAGCAGAGGAAGAUAGGACUGCUUCAGUCUCUGCAGGAGCAGAAACAGAAAGUGGACCNCUUCACCCAGCAGGAGCAGCUGCAUAUUGAACGCGCUCAGCUCCUUUCAGCCAAAGACCAGGAGAUUCAGAAUUUGCAAGACACCAUAGACCAAAUGAAAGCCCAGCUGCCUGACAAAAGCCAGCACAUUCCAGAAGAGCACGGUGACAACAUUCAAGUCACAAGCAGUCAGUCUCUUCCUAGAGAGAACGGAAGUGAGAAGCUUGAUCCAUCUAAAGCCGAAACUCAAAGAUCAGUCCAAGGAAUUAAGGAGCAAGAACUGGAGAUGAAGCUUCUAACUGAACAGAACAUCCGAUUGACCGAACAGCUCGAUCGGCUGUCCAAAGAGGAGAUUGGUAAACUAACUCAGAUUAUCCAGCAGAAGGAUUUGGAGAUUGAGGGUCUUUCUAGUAGAAUCUCUGCAGCUUCUCAGCACCAGCACGGGGAUGUGGAGCGACUUUAGCAGCAACUGCAAGAGAGUGCUUCGAAAAGCGACCAAGUGUUGGCUGACUUAAAUGAGAAAACGAGGGAGAAUAGCCAUCUGACAAGGGAGUAUCACAAAAUGACAGAGAGACUUGCUGCCAAAGAAGCAGAGCUCCAGAGGAUGCAAGAGGAAAAUUGGAAACUGUCCACGAGAAUUGAACAUAGUGGUCAGGAGAUGUUUAGAGAAACGAUUCAGAAUUUAUCACACAUUAUUCGAGAAAAAGAGCUCGAAGUGGAUGCGUUAAGUCAGAAAUGUCAGACUUUAUUGACCAUCCUGCAGACCUCCAGCACUGGUGAUGAGGUUCGCGGCGUUCGUAUCGAUCAGUUCAAGGAGCUUCUGCGGGAACGGGACACGUUCAAACAGCGAGUGAAGAUCGUGGAAGAGUGGAAAGAGCAGGGGAUGACCACGGUCCAAAACAUGAAGCGGGAGUCACCCCAGCUUCAGAGAGAUCUUCGCCAGCUGCAGGCUUGUACUUUCACUGGCAGCGAGAAGGAUUCCAAACUGCAGGCGACCUCUAUGGACCUGAUGCAGACUUACGGAG